Molecule: messenger RNA, 2318 nt
Organism: Rotaria socialis
Lineage: Eukaryota; Metazoa; Rotifera; Eurotatoria; Philodinida; Philodinidae
Source: the annotation of a GenBank genome assembly
AUGAAUAUAACGUCGACUAACCAACAACGAACUCAAAGAAAAAUAACAAAAAAGAAAAUUUUCUCGCCAUCAACAUCAGACCGAUCUGUUUUGGUUUAUUUUGAUGAAGAUAAUCAAUAUAAAAUUUUCAAAAGUUCAGAUGUUAUUUCGGAAAAGGGUGGUGAAGUUGAAAUAAAAAAUGAAAACAAAAAUUUCGACGACGAUGAACAUGACGACGAGGAAGAGGACAGCGACGAAGAUGAAGUUAUUCUCGAACAACCGUUUGAUCUACAAUUGUCUUCCACAAAUUCUUUUAUUCAAUGUCCUUCAAAAGGUUUUCAAACACCUGCUGCACGUCGCAGAAACCAUGUGACCAUGGAUGGUGUUGCUUCUCCAAUUGUUUCUCGUCGAGUUUUUAAUUCAAAAAUAAGUACAUGCCAAGCGUCUUCAGAUAGUACAACGCACUCAAAUUAUUAUGCCAAAUCGUCGUCAGAAAAUCGACGACGUGAAACAAUAAGUACGAUUGUUAUUACAAUACAAGUCAUUAUCUAUGGUUCUCGAAUCAUCCUUAUAGAUCGUUCAGUAAAUUCAGCUCCAACCGAUGAUAACUGCAGUAUCGAUACAAAUAUGGAUUCAUAUAUGGGUCGUCUUCAAGCUGCACAAGAAGAUCAAACAUCUUUAAUACGUACAUUAAAAGAAGAAAAAAAUCAAGAAUUAUCUUUUUAUCGAGAUGUAAACGACAAAGAAAAUUAUACAGAUCCAGCUGAUUAUAAAGGUGAAAACUUAUUCAACAUUACUAGUCGUGAUCCAGCUGAUUAUACUAGAAACGUUUUACGACGAUUAUUCACUUCUACUGAAUUACGAGAAUCUGUAUUACCAUCAAGACAUGCUCAUUUGUUUAGGAAAAAGACAUUGGAUGAAGAGAAAUUUACUCUUUUAAACAGUAAGUUUUUAAAACUUUCCCGUUUAAUUAUUUUCGCUUUCAUAAGCUUAACAUUAGUUAGAGUACUCAUAUUUUUUCGAGAGACGAUCAUUUUCGAUCUUCUCAAAAUAAUUUUAUCUAGGGUUAGAAAGUUGGAACAAACUGAAUGAUAGUAUAUUUUUGUCAUAAACAUAUACGUACAUGAUCAACAGAUUUCGCUGGUUACGAUUCUUUAUUUCUAGAAGCGAUUCGAAGCUAAUAUUGCAUCAGCAAAAAUUUUUAUCCAAAUUUUUAUUCAACAAUGAUACAAAAGACAUUAAGCGAUUGCAUUUAUAAUGAAGGAACGCGACGACAGUCAAAACAACCUAUGGCACAGUAGCAAUCAUCAAUUCAAGGUGGCGACGCUAUAUCAAGAGUAACAACAGGGAGCGAAAUAUUGAUACCAACAACAUCACCAUCAGCAUUAAACGGGUAAUGUAGUUUCAUGUUUAUAGCUAGCUGUUAAAUGUGUCACAACAAAUUAUGUUAUUCGUUUUUUUUCUACAGUGUUGUACUUUUUUUCUGUGAAAAAAUUUCUCUAUGAUGGCGCUCUUCAAAUACGAAAUAUUCUUGUAAUUUUCUCCACGAUUUGUGUGAAAGUUUUGUCUUUAGUUUUGUCUGAAAUGCAUUGUGUGGUUUCUUUCUCGUGGUCUUACAUUGUGCAUAUGUUAAAAUGUGAACAAAAAGGGUUGUUUUCUUUUCUUUUUAAUGUUCUCGUAAGCUUUUUUUUUGUUAUAUGUGCCUAUUUUUAUGAAAACUACGUUUUAGAAAAGAAAAAAUUGAUAUAAAAUAAAUAAAGGCCAAGGAUCAAUUUGUGAAAACAAACCAACUUUUGAUUAAAAGCGGCCGUAAAUUUUAGAAAAACGAUGCAUUUACUGCCGUAAACACUAGAGAAUACUACCCGUAUACGGCCGCUGUAAAUCAUCGUUAACGACCGUUUACGUCACCGUAUACGGUACUGGCAAAUACGGCCGUAUUUGCAUCGUAAACGGGCGUAAUUACUCCGUAUCCUUGUCGAUUACGGUCGUAAACGACGCCGUAACGAUAUCCGUUUUAGCCGACCUGGGUAUGUUCGAUUGUAUUAUCCGGUAGGAAACGACCGGACCAUUUUCCUUUGAAUUCCGGCCUGGAUUCCUGGAGCAGAGAUUCCGGCGAAAUCCCUGGCGAAUCCUGGCGAAUUUGAGUGGAAAACAUGCCGGCUUCUGGAGGGUCAAAAAAAGUGAGCUCGACACAUAAACUCGAAAUUUCGAGCUCACUUGCGCCUCCAUAUUUUACCGAAAAAUUCAGCCCAUGCCUUGAUAUCACAAGCAUUAAAUAACCCUUGGAAUAGAUUUCCUGAUAAAGAUCUAUAUACCGUUACUAAAAGCUUGAUUACCAA